UCCACGCUGUGGGUCAAGCAAGUGCAGGCGGGAGCAAAGAUGAGUUUUUAGCGCUGGAAUUCUGCGGCGAGGCGCUCUAUGUAGCCAAGUAUAACAUUCACAGCCCGCACAAUGAGGAAAGCAACAGAAAAUCAAGGGAACACGCGAAAACUUGCUGAUUACAAGAAGAAUACAAUCUCCAAGAAAAAUAAAGUGAAGGACUUUGGAGGUCAGCAGUGCUCCCUACAUUUCACAUCUUCUCACCAGGAGAUUCCAAUGAAGCUCUCUCAGGUACCGAACCAGCUGUCUCCUCCACCGUCCAGGAAAAUAUUAUCACACUCAAGACCUGAACUGUGCUGCAAAGAAAAACCAGGCGUACAACGGCACCCUACUCAUUUUUCAGGGCAGGUUCCACCUAAAGGAUGUAUCCCCAGCAGCCCGACUGGUUCCCCUGUUAAUAGACUUCAUUCAAAGCCAAAGGACAGACUGAGUUCUUCAAAUCACUCAAUUCAACCCCCAGGACUUACUUUAAGUGGACCAAACCAUAUUUUGAACUCAUCAAACAAGCCCCAUGCAAUGUCAAGGGACAGAGUGGGACCACCGCACGACAGGGAGCAAACUGUGCCGGGGCUUGUUCCAGUUACACCAGUCAAUGGUGACAGUCCUUCCGUGCUACAGCCCUCAAAUCCAGGUUCCCCCCACCCUGCGUCCCCUCAGUUUGGGAGGAAAUCAAAGAAUGACUCACCGUCCUCUCGCAUCCAUGUGGAUCAGGUGCCUGAAUCCAAGGCUGCUUUGUCGAACUCAGGAACCAAAAACAAAUCUGCACAAGGACACAACUCUGACAAGUGCCAACAAAGUGAACGCACAACUUCAAACCACAAUGUGACUCCAGUUGUAGAGAUUAAUGCUUCGUCCCACAAGAACGACUUGGAUUGCGCGACCAGCAAGAGCCUGCAUCUUGGAAGUCCAAAGUUUGGUGACUCACAAACUGCUAAACCCACUGCUGGGGACUCACAAGGGAAUUUUCUGGACUCUUCGCGCCUGGAACAGGCACUCAAAGCCAGAGGCGGCCAACUGCGGUCAGAUGCAUGUAAACGGUCAGCGUGCUCGGAUCCGACGUCCUUAACCAAACACAAACAGUCACACGGCACGUCGUCACCCAAACGCUGGGCACACACACCUCCAACGAUGGGUGCAAAACAAGCCUUAUUAGAUUCCACUGUAACGGGCGUACUGACGAUAAGGUCGCCUUCACUUCCAAAAUCCGGUGAAGACAGGCUGAAAAACAGGACUGGGGUCCACAGCAAAACUGAUAAAUCUCACUCUUCCCCUCAGCUUCCUAGGAAAGACAGUAGUUGUUCCACUCCCAGCCACCGCUCGAGUCAUUCUGCAAACACUACCUCAGCUUCAGCAGCUAAGCCCGUGAACAGAAGUCAUCAAAAUGUGGAGAGAAAAAAAUCAGACGGCAACAAUCUGAAGCCAGCCUCGAAACUAACUUCAGUUUCGUCCAAUGGGCCCUCAGUGGAAAAAUCUAAAGCUCCACGCGCACGCAAACAUCUGGUCUUGCCCGACGACACAGAGGAGCUAUUCACCCCCGAUCCCCACACUUACGUCGUCAACUUCCCGCGAAAGACUUCAAAGUUGAAGACUGUGGAAGUGGCAGACAAGACGCCCACUUCCAACGCCACACCGAGCUCCAGCACCCCGGCGCCCGUAUCGUCAUGCCACAAAACGCCAAGUGCCGCUCCAGCCCCCGUGUCUUCGCACAGCUCUCCGCACAGUUCAUCUCCAAAGCGAGUAAAGCUUGAUAAAAUUUCUCCCCCGUCCACCAAACUGGAUAACGGCCCCGUCCCUCGCUCUGGUGUGCAACUGAAGAAAAAGAGCGUUAAAGUUGACAGUAAAGCCAUUUUGCCCGUCUCCAACAGAGUGAGUUCUCACACGGCGGCAGACACCACUGCUUCUGAACCAAGUUCUGCCCCGAGCUCUCAGCAUCCGCAAGAGGAAACGCAGGCCAGCGAGAGGAGCAGAAAGCAUGUGAUUGAAGAGGACCCUGUCGCGAUGGACCUCGACCUGGACUUGAGCUUGGCUCUGGACUUCGAUGUGACGCAGAGCUCUCAAAGCAGCGAGGACGAGCAGCUGAUUUCCUUUAAGGAAAUAAUCGAGCGCGCCACCAAGCCUCCGGACACACCGGAAAAGGGAGCCUUUUCAGAGCCCAGUACGCCCGGACAUCACAGCUCACAAACAAAACAUAAUCUGUUGCCGACAACCACAAAGCCAGACAUCUACAGGAACAAUCUAGAUAACAUUUUGAAGGAAAUGCACACCAAUAAGCGGGCCAAAGAGAUGGAAAUGGAACAUCUCACUGCAUGUAAGGAGGACCUGUUGAGGAUAGCUGAAUAUGAGGAAGUGGAGGAAAAGCAAGAGGAGGGCAUCUCCUCUGAAGAACAGAGGUUCCUGCAGCGCUACUCGCUGACGUCCAGCACCAUCAGAGAAAUGCCCCCAGGAGAAGUGGUGUUCAACGUGGAGAAGGUUGGCCGGAUCUUUGACCAGGAUACGCUCCAGCUUCGGCAUUGCAUGGUCAAUCCACAGGGGACGGCACAAAAAACAAUGCUUUGGUCCAGCCCGGCCCAGCUGAGACUGUAUGUGGCCAUCGGAUUGUUCCAGGAGGGAUAUGACUAUCAGUCCCCUUGUCCAACUCCGGUGACACGGUUUCUGUUCAAGAUGAUGUCCAUCCACAGUGACCGACUGGCGUCUGACGGCAUGCUCCAGGCCCUGUUCGACAUUGCUAUGACUGCUGCUUAUGAGAGAGAGAAGAACGGCAGUCAUCAGUUCAGGGUGUGGGUGCCCAGUUUAGCCGACGUGACGCUCAUUCUGCUGAACAUGGGAGCUGCAUUUGUUACCCUCUACCCUUUUGAGAAUCUACAGCCUUUGUUCACAGAAGGAGACCUGUUGGAGGAUGUCUAUGUCAAAAGGGAGAGUUCCUUCAACGAGGAACAGAGUGUUUUUUCUGAUCACAACUACAACAAUGUAUUCAAGUAUUUGCAUUGCAGUUUGGGCCUGUGCCCUCGUGCGUACAGCGAUGAGGAGCUGCUGCUGCUGCUCACCGUGCUGAGCCGCAUCAGCCUGGACCCACAGCUCAUCCUCCUGUCCAGUUUGAAUCUGUACCCUCUUCACCGUCGAAUUGUCAGCAACUUCACGGACUGGGACAAGAUGCUUCCCAAGAUCUGUGUGGCCCUCACCGAUUUGACAGAUGAUCAUCACAACAUGUGCUAUCUAAUCCAUCUCCUGCCCAACAGCAAACGUGGAAGGCAACUGCGUCAGCAUCUAAGCAUGUCUAUGGUCUCCAAAUUGUUGGACGGAAACUGCACGUACAGACCCACACAAGCCGACUUUCAGCUCUCUGAGCUGAGGCCGUACGUUCUCCGCAUGCAACCCUCCUCCCUUCUCCGAGACUUGCUGAACUCCGGCAGCGGACACAGAGAUGAGGAGAACACCCUCGACCAACAAGCUUACUACCUGUGCUACAGUCUUCUGACUUUAGCAAACGAAGCAUCCAAUCUGCAGUUCUUCACAGCUCAGCAGAAGGAGCAACUCCUGUAUUUAUCGUUCGAGCUGGAGGCGCACGUCAAGUCUGACAUCAGAGAGAGUGAAAAAUGUCUUUACCGGAGCAAAGUGAAAGAUCUUGUGGCCAGAAUCUACACCAAGUGGCAGAUCCUCCUUCAGAAGACCAGGCCUCUCCAUAAUAAGCUGUAUGAUUACUGGCAGCCUGUGGAUACUUUGACGGAGGGCAGCCAAGAGGAGCAAGGCAACGAAGAGACUGCUGUAAUGGACGUCGACGAGACCGCUCCAACCGAACAGAGUCCCGAGGAGAUGCAAAAGGAAACAGUGGAGCCAGAAGAGGACAUGGAACUUGGUGAAGAGCUUGAUAAAACAGAACACGGUUCUACAACUGAUUCAUUCAGAACAGAAGAUUCAAGUGACCUAGCAUCAGACAGUUUUACCCUGGAAGCACCUGACACGGGGAAUGGAGCAGACAGCACGCCUCAGACCGUGGAGAUGUAAAGAGAAGCUGGUUGUGUUGCAUGAAGGACCAAUGGAGAACAAGUUCCAGCUGAUGGCACCAAGUCGUUUAGCCUCAGCGAUUCUAGGGGAGUGGUUUCCUUCACUGUAAUAUCCGAUGCUUUAUUUUUUUUUUUAGUUUUGCACUAUUUGUGUUCAUAACCAAACCUCCAUGUGAAAUUAUUAAAAGAGUCUGAAUCCUUGUUUACUCUUUGUUAAUAUUGCACUAGACAGGCUGUUGUUAUGAUGUGUAAGUUUUGCAUUGAAAGUUGUUCUUCCUCCUUAAAGUUUGUGUAGAUAUGGGUGCUUGUGUGUCAUAUCCACCAGUUUGGGGUUGUUUUUUGUUUGAAAACGUCAUCUUUAGGUAGUGUAACACUGCUACUGAUUAACUGCUGGCUCUCUUAUCGGAGAAAGUGUUAACUGUCACAUUAAUACGGUAACUCAAUUCAUAUUAAUUCUCUGUACAAUCUAAAAGGCAGCCAACACAACAUAUGCCACUUAAAGACUGAAGUGAAACAUUUUAAUACAGUUAAUUUGUUUGUAUAUCAGCACAUCGUUUUCCUUUUGCAAAAUGUUAAAAUAUGUCAGCACUGUAUUAUUAAUUCUAUAAUAUAUUGUUAUCUUUGAAGAUGCAUAUUCACUUAUUUUAUAGAAUUAUUGUAAUUAAACUGUUGCAUUGUACAUUUAGUUUUGUAUUUUUUUAUGACUCAAAAUAUUUUAUUAUUGGAGUUUCCACAUACAGGAAAUAAAGUAUUUGCAAA
Messenger RNA from Salarias fasciatus (jewelled blenny), 4799 nucleotides. It is a transcript of the gene slf2, whose product is annotated as SMC5/6 complex localization factor 2. The record is from RefSeq and is a predicted model, not a curated record. The coding region runs from base 112 to 4041 and encodes 1309 amino acids. The transcript is spliced from 20 exons. Lineage: Eukaryota; Metazoa; Chordata; Actinopteri; Blenniiformes; Blenniidae.